UUUGAAAAUAUCCAGCCUUUGUAAAGCAUCAGCAUAAAUAAACCAAUAUGGCGACAAUCGUACCCCCGCCGUCGAAACGGCAGAAGAGAGAAGAGCUUGAGCGCUCUCAGAUCCAGCAGGAUGUUACGGCGAUCGCUUCUGGGCCUGCUGGCUCGUUCAAGGCGAGGUUCUUGGAUGGAGAUGGGAAGCAGAUGGCAGAUGUGAUUGAGGUUCCUCUUGCGGAUGCUUCAGAGAAGAACCUGUCGCUUCUUUUGAAUACGUUACUUGCUAGGGAAAAAGAGGAAUUUCUCCCAUAUCGAUUCCGAAUUCACAUCCCAGAUACCGAUAUCAUCGUGGACCAAUACCCUACCGAUCUUCUACAGCUUCUUCGCAACCAUGGCAUUGAGAACCCCUUCGAAACUACUGUCACACUUAGCGCUGAGCCGCAGGCUGUAUUCAAGGUGCAGCCUGUAACGCGCAUGUCCCAUAAGAUCCCUGGCCAUGGCGAAGCAAUUCUCGCAGCUCAAUUCAGCCCCAAGAACAGUAAUCGACUAGCCACAGGUUCUGGAGAUAAGACAGCGCGGAUAUGGGAUACUGAUACGGGAACACCCAAGUACACACUCUCCGGCCAUGGUGGAUGGGUGUUGGCAGUCGCUUGGUCCCCCGAUGGUGCACGUCUCGCUACUGGAAGUAUGGAUAAGUCAGUCCGACUCUGGGACCCCGAAACUGGAAAAGCCGUUGGAAACCCCUGGACAGGACACUCAAAGUGGGUGACCAAUAUCUGCUGGGAGCCUUAUCAUCUCUGGAGAGACGGUACACCUCGGUUAGCGAGUGCAAGCAAAGACGCAACAGUCCGGAUAUGGGUUGUCAACACGGGAAAGACCGAGCAUGUCCUAUCCGGUCACAAGAGCAGUGUAAGUUGUGUGCGCUGGGGAGGCGAGGGUCUGGUAUACAGCGCCAGUCAUGACAAGACGGUGCGAGUGUGGAAUGCUGAGAAGGGAACGCUUGUGCACACCUUGUCGUCUCACGUCCACUGGGUGAACCAUCUUGCGCUCUCGACGGAUUUUGUCUUGAGGACUGGAUUCUACGACCACACGCCUGUUCCUGAUACGGAGGAGGGAAAGAGAAGUAAGGCUAAGGAGAGAUUUGAGAAGGCUGCCAAGUUUCAGGGGAGAAUUGCUGAGCGAGUGGUCACUGCUAGUGAUGAUUUCACAAUGUAUCUCUGGGAUCCAGCGCAGAGCACAAAGCCUGUUGCGCGUAUGUUGGGACAUCAGAAGCAGGUGAACCAUGUCACUUUCUCACCAGAUGGAUCUCUUAUUGCCAGUGCAGGCUGGGAUAACCACACCAAGAUCUGGAGUGCCAGGGACGGCAAAUUCAUCAACACCCUCCGCGGCCACGUAGCUCCCGUCUACCAAUGCGCCUUCUCAGCAGACUCCCGACUCCUCGUCACAGCAUCAAAGGACACAACACUCAAGGUGUGGUCAAUGGCCUCUCACAAACUCGCCGUGGAUCUGCCCGGCCACCAGGACGAAGUGUACGCGGUGGACUGGGCGCCAGAUGGAAAGAGGGUUGGCAGCGGUGGUAAAGACAAGGCCGUUCGGCUGUGGCGGAAUUAGAAUCCAGAAAAUGGUGUUUGUUACUGUUACAAGUCAAGAUACCCCCGAUCACAAGUUUGCUGUGCCGUGCAUGCUUCACCGGAUGAGUAGAAAAAACGUGCG
Molecule: messenger RNA, 1697 nt
Organism: Fusarium verticillioides 7600
Lineage: Eukaryota; Fungi; Ascomycota; Sordariomycetes; Hypocreales; Nectriaceae
Exons: 3
Coding region: 48-1595 (515 amino acids)
Biological process (GO): ribosomal large subunit assembly
Cellular component (GO): nucleolus
Molecular function (GO): protein binding
Source: RefSeq, a predicted model, not a curated record